Molecule: messenger RNA, 1325 nt
Organism: Punica granatum (pomegranate)
Lineage: Eukaryota; Viridiplantae; Streptophyta; Magnoliopsida; Myrtales; Lythraceae
Source: RefSeq, a predicted model, not a curated record
GCAGGGUCCACGUAAGCCUGGUUCACUAUGGCUAUGAUCACGGUCCGGUUCCCCAUGGAUGCUCUCCUCAGUGCAAGCUCUAGGUCGUCUCGUGGCGGGGCUUCAUGAGCCGGCGACUCUGCCUGAAGUUAAUGGGCAGACUUCUGGAUUAUUGGCGCCAACUUAGGCUUCUUUCCCCUCCAUCUACACUAGAAUUGAUAACUCGCCUCUUACGCCAAACUGCACCCUAGAACCCUACCCCAAUGAUCCUUUACCUUCCUCCCAGUCCUUCUUCUUCUUCUUCAUCAUUCUUAUUAUUCCCAAGAUUCACAUCCGAUCGGACCAUGAGGUUGGCAGCUCGCAGUCGUGGACCUUUUAUCAAUAAACCCCACAUUACCAUUGCCGCCGCCAUCCCAGCCCGAGACAGAGUCAUGGACUUCGGCAAGUACAAAGGCCAGAUGCUCGGAACUCUACCUUCAACCUACCUCCGGUGGAUAUCCAAGAACCUCCGAGCCCGCGAUUUCGAGGAGUGGUCCAGGUUAGCGGAUGAGGUCCUUGAAGAUCCGGUGUACAAGGACAAAAUCGAGUGGGAGUUUGCUGAAGGGCUGCUCAACGGGAAUAGGGCCACCACAUCGAAGACUGAGAGUGCUGUCUCCGAACUGCUGGAGAUCAGUGAGAGAUUCGGGUGGGAUAAUAACGACAAGGUGGGCUGGAGCAGGGUGAAUUUCGAGCUCCUAGGCACAUCCAAAGGUGGGAGGAUACCCAGAAGGAUUCAUUCGAGCAACGGCAAAGAAGGUAGAGAUUUGAUGAGUGCAUCAGGUGAGACAAGUAGAGGGGAUGGAUUCAGGAUCACAGGGGGAGGUGGAAGUGGAGGGGGGCUCGUCUUGUCAGAAGAGGAGAAGAGGAGGAGAGAGAGGAGGGAGAGGCUGAAAUCGAAGAGAUCGGAGAGACACAAGUACGGAUUCAAGUCUGGGGCUAACGUAGUUGAUGAGGUGAUGAAGAAGCUAGGCAGAAAUACUGAUGCCAAUGCCAAUGCCAACGCCAAUGCCAAUGCCGAUGGGGGCAGAGGAGAAGGGGAAGAAGAGGCAUCCUGGUCGGGAUCAAACAAGAAUAUGGUAGAACUAGAAGAGGUUUAUAACCCCUUCCCCGGGCGCAAAGGGCUUCUCAAGAAGGUGCGCAGCCUCAAGCACCAGAAGAGACCACUGUGUCUAUGACCAUAUGGAAACUCACAUCUUCAUCUGCUACUUUUGUCAAUCCCUACCACGGUGUUUCUAUUAAAUGAUGAGCUGAGUUCUUGUAUUAAAUGACGAAAAUUGGUGAAAUAGUAAGUGCAUUGUUUGUGCAAG